ACUUUGUGCAUAUUUUAACUACUUAUAAAUUAUGUCAAACGAAGAUUUUUCUUAAUUACAUCCAUAUUGACAUAAUUAGUGUAAGCGAAGUAUCAUUGUACCCUAUUCGCAGGGAAAACAAAACAAAAUUUGCGUGCUUCCAGAGAUGUGGUGGGUAUGAUUUGAGAAGUAAUAAUACAAAACAUUAGUUGAGGAGAUUGAUUAAGUGCUCAAGAACAGUUGGAGAAUGCUGUGCAAAAGUGAUUGUUUAGUGUCAUUUAGUAACUGGUGAUGUGAUCAACACGCACUGAUGUUUUUGUGUGUCCGGUUUCGUGUUUUACAUUUUUUUCUAAUUCCGCAUAUUUGUUUGUGAAAGAUGGAUAAAUGUAGUGAAUAAUAGGUUAAAAAAGCCAGUGAUUCCUCGAUUCUGUGUUUUAUCCCAAAGCUUAGUAUCCAUUAAGAUAUUGUUCAAAUGAUUUAUCUGUUACUACACGCGAGAGGAAGUCGGAAGAACCAUCAACAUAACUGAAAUUUGUCAUUUUGCACCCGUGUGUCAAUGGCAGAUCAGAAUAAGUUCGCCAAGCUAUCGCUGCAGUCAAAAAACCUGCAGUGCAAGAAUUUGCAUGAUUAUCUAAAAACGCUGCAGUCAGGCACACUUGAAAAGCUAUACAAUCACCCAACAACAUGCCUUGCUGUUUACAGAGAGCUACCGGAAAUUGCAAGACACUAUGUAAUCCGGAUCUUGUUUGUGGAACAGCCAGUGCCUCAAGCAGUGGUUGCAUCGUGGGUGUCACAAGCGUAUGCAAAAGAACAUGCUCAAGUAUCAGAGGUGCUGACGAGUCUCCAUGUCUGGCAAGAGGCAGCUAUUCCUGGUGGGUUGCCUGGUUGGAUCCUGAAUACAACUUUCAAAAAGUAUCUCAAAGUUGCACUUCUAGGAGGAGGUCGGCCAUGGAGCAUGUCUUCAACAUUGGAGGCUGAUAGCAAACCACGAGACAUUCCAUACCUGGAUAGUUAUGCAAAUGAACGAUGGGAAUGUGUCCUACACUACAUGGUGGGAUCCCAACAACAGGAAGGGAUUUCUGCUGAUGCUGUGCGCAUUCUUUUGCAUGCUGGUCUGAUGAAGAGAGAUGAAGCCGAUGGGAGUCCUGUUAUAACAAGAGAUGGAUUUCAGUUCCUGUUACUGGACACUGCAUCACAAGUCUGGUACUUUAUAUUGCAGUACUUGGACACUGUUGAAACUCGUGCAUUGGACUUAGUCGAAUGCUUGACCUUUCUUUUCCAACUCAGCUUCAGUACCAUGGGCAAGGAUUACAGUACAGAAGGCAUGAGUGAAGGUCUGUUGGUAUUCUUACAGCACCUCCGAGAAUUUGGCCUUGUCUACCAACGAAAACGCAAAGCUGGUCGAUUCUAUCCAACGCGAUUGGCACUCAAUCUCGCAUCUGGCCAAAGCAAGAUAUUGACAGAGGCUGCGGCUGAAGGCUACAUCGUUGUUGAAACAAAUUAUCGUGUAUAUGCAUACACCAGUUCCAAUUUACAAGUGGCGCUUGUUGGCCUCUUUUGUGAACUUUUAUACAGGUUCCCAAACUUGGCUGUGGGCAUACUGACUCGAGACUCAGUCCGUCAGGCUUUACGUUCAGGCAUCACAGCUGAUCAGAUAAUUGGAUUUCUUAGGUUGCAUGCCCAUCCUCGCAUGAUUGCAGCAGGGCCACCAACACUUCCUCCUACAAUCGUUGAUCAGAUAAAAUUGUGGGAGAAUGAGCGGAAUCGUUUCAGUUACACAGAGGGUGUACUUUACAGCCAGUUUCUUUCUCAAGCAGAUUAUGAAGUGGUGCGUGAUCACGCACAAGAAUUAGGAGUGUUAAUAUGGAGUAGUACUGCAAGAAGGACUAUUAUUGUCACAAGAGUGGGACAUGAUGAUGUGAAAAAAUUCUGGAAACGGUACUCUAAAGGUGGUGGGUGAAAUAAGUACUGAAAAUAUGCUUCAGUCACUCACAUCCUCAUAAUUUAGUGGUAAUGAGAAAUUAAAAAAUGUUCUCAAACUGCCAAAAAACCAAUCAAUCAUUGUUAUCUGAAAUACAAAGUUGCUGGAA
Schistocerca nitens (vagrant locust) is the source of this 2069-nucleotide messenger RNA. It is a transcript of the gene mrn, whose product is annotated as general transcription factor IIH subunit 4. Gene Ontology annotation, molecular function: double-stranded DNA binding; ATPase activator activity. The coding region runs from base 536 to 1939 and encodes 467 amino acids. Gene Ontology annotation, cellular component: transcription factor TFIIH core complex; transcription factor TFIIH holo complex. Gene Ontology annotation, biological process: nucleotide-excision repair. The record is from RefSeq and is a predicted model, not a curated record. NCBI's taxonomy places the organism in Eukaryota, Metazoa, Arthropoda, Insecta, Orthoptera, Acrididae. The transcript has 8 exons.